GCUUCAGCUACUGCAAUAAUUUGAUCAAACACCAUGUCUUCUCCUCUGCUUCUCCUUCUCUUAUCAACAGUCAUAACCGUCGCCUCCUCCUCUGAUUCCUGUCCCGCAUACCCCUCAGUGCCAACGGACUGCACCGUUUCCACGGCUGAUGAAAACCCGGUUCCCGUUCGACGGGAAGUUUACGGCGAUGGGAGAAUCUUCGAUAUUAGCCAUAGAUACACUGUGGAUAUGCCGUCGUGGGAUAGCAAAGACGGUCUGGGUCAGUUCCUUUGGCUUCCGGCCAGCAUGAAGAAUGGCUCCCGAUCCAAUAAUUCCCUGAUGAAAUUUGUGUCGGUUCACACCGGCACUCACGUCGACGCGCCGGGUCAUAUGAUUGACCGGUACUUCGAUUCCGGGUUCGAUGUUGACACCCUUGACCUUGACGUCCUGAACGGGCCAGCUGUGUUACUCGAUGUGCCGAGGAAUAGUAAUAUAACUGCCCAAGUGAUGGAGUCAUUGAACAUUCCUAAAGGAGUGCGCCGUGUUCUUUUUAGGACAUUGAAUACUGACAGGCGGCUUAUGUUUAGAAGGGAAUUUGAUUCAAGCUAUGUUGGAUUUACAACAGACGGGGCAAGAUGGUUGGUAGAGAACACUGACAUCAAACUUGUAGGAAUCGAUUUCUUAUCUGCUGCAAGCUAUGAUCAUUUGGUUCCAGCUCAUCUUGAGUUCUUCGAAGGGAGGGAAGUGAUUCUAGUGGAGGGCUUGAAGCUUGAUGAUGUUCCUGCUGGAAUAUAUAACGUACAUUGCUUACCUUUAAGGUUGCUUGGUUCUGAAGGAUCACCCAUCAGAUGCAUUCUCAUCAAAUGAUCAUACACGUAACAUAAUUUUCACUGUUAUCAUUCUAGGGGUCUCGUCUUAGACUGUUAUAAUUCUAGUUUCGUCUUUGAUUGUUAUUAUUCCGGAGAUUUUGUCAUCAACUAUAUUAGUAGGACUUUUACUUUUUCUUAAAGUAU
This is a messenger RNA of Hibiscus syriacus, 992 nucleotides long. RefSeq names its product cyclase-like protein 2. Gene Ontology annotation, molecular function: arylformamidase activity. The transcript has 6 exons. The coding region runs from base 34 to 846 and encodes 270 amino acids. The record is from RefSeq and is a predicted model, not a curated record. Lineage: Eukaryota; Viridiplantae; Streptophyta; Magnoliopsida; Malvales; Malvaceae.